CCGCAGGGGAGAAGGCAAGAAAGACGCACACACCUCCUCCCCAUUUCGCUAGGGUUCCUGCGAUGGCGACCCCACGAUCCCCGGGUCCUCGCGGCGACGAGCUCCUUGACUCAGCGCCGCUGCUCGGCGGCGGUGGGUGGCGUCGUGGCGCGCUGCGCCGGCCGUCGCUCCGUGGGACGGCGCGGCUGCUGCGGCAGGGCGGUCGGCGGGCGAUGCGGGAGCCGUCCCUGCUCGUGCGGGAGACUGCGGCGGAGCAGCUAGAGGAGCGCCAGGCCGACUGGGCGUACUCCCGCCCUGUCGUGGCACUCGACCUCCUCUGGAACCUCGCCUUCAUCCUCACCACCGCCGUCGUGCUCGUGCUCAGCGGCGACGAAAGCCCGUCUGUGCCGCUCCGUAUUUGGGUAGCCGGGUAUGCCGUUCAGUGCGUCCUGCACAUGGUUUGUGUUGCCAUGGAGUAUCGUGUGCGUCACGGCCAGCGUGGCGGGUCCUCUACGGCCGCCGACGAGGAGAGGGGGACUGAUGGAUCAUCCUCGUCCAUAGACGACGCCGGAGAGAGCGGUCCCCAUGGACGCACUGGCGACUUCGUCAGUGUAGCAAAACAUCUGGAAUCUGCUAAUACAAUGUUCUCCUUUAUAUGGUGGAUAAUUGGAUUUUACUGGGUAUCUGCUGGUGGACAAGUUCUUACCAAUGAUGCACCUCAGCUCUACUGGCUUUGCAUCGUCUUUCUGGCAUUUGAUGUUUUCUUUGUCGUCUUUUGUGUUGCCCUGGCUUGCAUCAUUGGUAUUGCUGUUUGUUGCUGCCUCCCUUGUAUCAUAGCAAUUUUAUAUGCAGUAUCAGAUCAGGAGGGAGCUUCUGAAGAUGACAUUCGCCAAAUUCCGAAAUACAAAUUUCGGAGGAUGGAGGAGCCUGAAAAGCAAUCUGUCACCACGACUGAAUCUUCUGGUGGAAUAAUGAUAGAGUGUGGUACUAACCAACCUAUUGAGAAAGUACUUGCAGCUGAAGAUGCAGAGUGUUGCAUCUGCCUUUCAGUGUAUGAUGAUGGCGCCGAGCUGCGUGAACUCCCUUGUGGCCACCAUUUCCACUGCGCUUGCAUUGACAAGUGGCUUCACAUCAAUGCAACUUGCCCUUUGUGUAAGUUGAAUGUGCGGAAAAACAGCAGCAGCAGUGGUAGUGAAGAAGUAUAAAUCUCCAAGUGUGAAUCCAAAUAUUCGACGGGCGACUCAUGUCACGACAACGGUACUUAUCCAUGAUAAACUCCUGAUUGUGAAUUUGAGCGCCCUAGCUAAUAUAACAAAGGAAGUGUGAUUCAUGUUAAUUUGUGUAUUUAUAUAUGGUCAUGGUAGUCAUUGUGUAUUGAAGUUACACAUUGUGGUGUAUAUCAGCUAAAACUGUUUGUUACACAAUACCAUAGCGAUGUAAUCUUGUAAAUGCCCAUUCGUGAAACCAUGUCAAGAAGUCAUGUUUGCCUA
Messenger RNA from Aegilops tauschii subsp. strangulata, 1469 nucleotides. Its product is annotated as E3 ubiquitin-protein ligase At1g63170. Gene Ontology annotation, molecular function: ubiquitin protein ligase activity. Gene Ontology annotation, cellular component: plant-type vacuole. The record is from RefSeq and is a predicted model, not a curated record. Gene Ontology annotation, biological process: protein ubiquitination; ubiquitin-dependent protein catabolic process. NCBI's taxonomy places the organism in Eukaryota, Viridiplantae, Streptophyta, Magnoliopsida, Poales, Poaceae.